This is a messenger RNA of Lytechinus variegatus (green sea urchin), 6993 nucleotides long. RefSeq lists its product as uncharacterized. Gene Ontology annotation, molecular function: protein binding. The transcript is spliced from 16 exons. The record is from RefSeq and is a predicted model, not a curated record. NCBI's taxonomy places the organism in Eukaryota, Metazoa, Echinodermata, Echinoidea, Temnopleuroida, Toxopneustidae. Gene Ontology annotation, cellular component: Cul4-RING E3 ubiquitin ligase complex. Bases 263 to 5458 code for a protein of 1731 amino acids.
AAGCUUAGGCCUUGAUAACCCGCGAGGGCUAGGGCGCCGCGCUGCUGCACUGGAUGAUCCUGGAUCUGGCCUGUACUUGGAGAGAGAGACAAUGUAGCGGGGCAGAUCUCUCGAAAUCUUUAGCCCUAUACUGCUCAGACCCUCACUCAAGGAAAAGGUCAUGUAUUCAGAUGCAGUCAUGUGAAGCAUGCGACAGUGCCGUUUUGGGGUCUAAAUUCAACAGGUUCAUGAUACAGACCAAUAUUAUAGGAAGGAAUACAGGAUGGGUAAAUCUCGGCUUAAACUCAAACGUAGUUUCAGUACCAUCAAGCGUCAGUUCACCUUUAGGAAGUCUAUCAGGCCUUUUAUCAGUUCUACCUUCUUAGACUUCCAAGAUGAGCGAGGCCAUCUUCAGCGUUAUGUCUUUCCUCAGCUCAACUCUGUCUGCCAUUCAAGGGGUACUUUCUUUGCUCCUGCAGAUCUUCGUUGGGGCAUCAAUAACGAACAGUCAAGCUCAGGAAAUGUCAUCUCUCUAUGCCUCGAGUACAUCAAUCGGUGCAGUCCUUUCUUUAUCUGUCUCCUUGGUGAGCGUUAUGGAACCCAUCGGCCUAAUGAUGCACCUCUGCUUCCAUCAUCACUGGAAAAACUACCUCGGAACAUGUCAUGGUUGGAUAGGAAUUAUUUGACAGCCGCCAGCAAGGGACAUGAAUGGAUCAUGCAGGAGGCAUAUCAAUAUUGCAGUGUAACAGAGCUAGAGAUCAUCCAAGCAGCCAUUUUGAAUGACAGUAAAUACUGCAGAUUCUAUGUGAGAGAUGUCAGACAUGUAGAGGACAAGUUUCUGGAGUUACCAGAAAAGGAAAGGGAGGAAAAACUGAAGAUGUAUAUGGCUGAGGAUGAGGAAACAGAAAUUAAAGUAACCACUUUGAAACAGAAAUUAAUCAACAAGGGUAUGAAGAUCCAAUUUUUUCGUACUCCUGAAGAACUUGGUCAGAAAGUACUGGAUGAUUGGAUGGAAAUCAUUAAUGAACUCUACCCACCUCUUGAUGAAUUACUGGGUGAUGUUGAUGGUGAGCAGUUCCGAGAGUGGGCAGCCCAUGAGGCAUAUGCAGAAACCCGUCGUCGAGUGUUUGUACUGACGCCUGAGAUACAGAAGCUUUUCACCAAAAUGACUGAUCACUGUGAAGAAUGGAUGGACCCUACUACACCUACAACAGCUGAAAAGGUUGAUGAAUGGGUCAUAGUCAAAGGAAAGAAGAAGAAAAUAGAAGACACACCAGCAUCCAAGUCUAUUGUAACCUUAAUAGGAGAGAGAGGGUGUGGGAAGACAUCAUUGGUUGCCAAUUGGGUCAAGCAAUUCCAAGGAUCACAUCCAGAUAUCAAGGUCUUGGCCCACUAUGUUGGUUCUAGCGCCCUCAGUACUGACAUCUGCAGCUUUCUCCGAAGAGUGACCUUUGAACUUAGAGGAGAGUUUGGAGGUGACAGCCCAGCUGAGAGCAAUGGUGAUUCUGAGGAACUAUCUAACUUUCAUCGGAUCUGUGAAGCAUUUGUUGCAGCCAUUGCUAUGGGUCCUUGUGCUAUAGUCCUUGAUGCUGUAGAUGAACUAAGCAGUACUAUGGGAAUGGGAGUACAUCAGGUCAAAGAAAUGAAAUGGCUGCCUGCUGUACUUCCAUCUCAUUGUAAGAUUAUCAUCACCACAGUCCGUUCUGAUCUCACAUACAAAUCACUGAUGAAUAGACCAGACUGUGAGACCUUAUCUGUUCCUCUCUUUGAGAGCACUGCAGAUAAAGGCACAGUCAUUGAACGACAUCUUGCAAUGCAUUGUAAGUGCUUGGAUGCCAGCCACCUCAAGAAAAUUGUCAACUGCAAGCUUAGCUCAAGACCUCUCUUUCUCACCGUGCUGGCAAAUGAGUUGAGGGUAUGUGGGACCUUCGACAAUCUGCCAGAUCUACUGAAGCGAUAUGUCAAAGCUCCCUCUUUUAGGGAUUUGUGGAAGUCUAUCAUAUCUCGAUGGACCAAGGAAUAUGGAUGGAGCACAGAGGGGAGACUUUCAGCUUCCAUGUCAAAUUUUGGACAGAUUGAUCCUUUUACUGGAUGGGUAGCUGAGACCCUUCGCCUGCUUGCUUGCUCACGUCAUGGACUUAGUGAGACGGAUAUACUCUCUCUCCUCAAGCAGAUGGGAUACAAAGGUCAAUCAGCAGUUACUAGCUUUGACUUUGCACUCUUCAGAUCAGCUGCAUUUGAUGCCCUUGUAGAACGACCUGGAGGAUUAUUUGGGUUCUUCCAUCAAGACUUGAGAGAUGCUGUCCUCAAUUCUCUACUUGGUGUGAUCCCAGGAUUGACCAGUGACCAGACCUCAUCAUCAGGUGUUGGUUUCUUACCUCAGAUGUUGAAUGGUCAGAUGCAGCAGUGUCAUGAACACCUUGCUGACUUCUUCCUUCACCAACCUUCCUCCAGGAGAAGGGUAGAGGAACUCCCUUAUCAUCUAGACCGUUGUGGGGAUGUUAAUGGACUCAACAAAAUUGUCACUAACCCUGAUACAUUUCUGGCCAUGCAAGCAGACACAUCUCAGAACAUCACCUUGAAGCUUGAUCUCAUUCAUUACUGUAACCGUCUCUCCAAAGAGAACUUCAACAUUACCACUUCUCUCACCAAGAUGGUAUCUGAGGUAGUCACUAAAGAAGAUAAUCCUAACCAGGUCAAGAGUAAUUCAAGGGUAUCAUUUGCUGAUGAUGUAGGAGAGAUGGUAAUGAGAUCGGCUACUAGAAUGGAUUGGGAGCUACCCGGUUUCAAAAAGAAACUUGAUAAGAAGAUGGGCAGUAUUGGUAUUCAGAGUGACAAUUUUAGCAGCCAGUCAUCCAAGCCACCCAUGAUAGAUUUGACUGCAGGAAAACAGGCUGGUCCUCCUAGUGCCUCUUUUGGAUCUGGAGGCCAUCAGAGCAUCUUCAGUGACUUUGAAAGUAUGGAAAGUAGAAGGACUAUCGAGAAAUCCACAUUUGAGAGUGGGGAGGAGGAGGAGGAGUAUAUCCCUAGAGAGGAUCUGACCAUGAGUCGUGCCACAAGGACUGACCUUGAUAGCAUUGCCAGUAAGAAUGAGGCAACACCACCUCCACCACCACCACCACCUCCUUUGUCAUCAGCUGCAUUUAGUGACAUAGGUAACGGCAGUAGAGAUGGGAUGGAGAGUGGGUGGAGUGAGGUUGAAAGCAGUCGAAGUGGGGUGGAGAGCAGAAGAAGUGAGGUAAUCAUGAGCAGACAGUCUCAUCCAGACAGUCAAGUUGAGGAAGUGAUUGUCAGAGAAGAGUUCACUGCAUUAUCAACUUGCCCUGAUGAUAUGUCUUUUUAUGGGAGCAACUACAGUGGUGAGAGGAGUCCAAAAGAAAGUAUACUAGAUGACACAAAGAUAGCAUUGAGUAAUAAUAGAGAAGACAGCCAAGCAGAAAGCAGCAUCCCAGAUGUUCCUAUAGAAAUCAGUGAUGCUGAGCUCUCAAGGAGUCUAGCUAGCUUUGUUCCUGGAGAAGAAGAUAUGCUGGAUGACUUGGUGAAAUCGCUUGGAGAUGCUUUUGAAAUAUCUAACAACAAGAGUGAUGGUGAAGUGGACAAGCUUGAUUGCGAGAAAGAGAAAGAGAGCGACAUAGAGGCAGAACCAUUUGAUGAAAAUAGGAUACGAUGUAAAGGGGCUCUUCUUGCAAUGCAUGUUGGAAAGUUUCUCGCAGAAAAAUCUGCAUUUGAUCAGUCUGAAGAGAUGUUGAUGCUAGCCUAUGACAGGAUCAUAGAUAUGUUCCCAUUGUCAUACAAAGAACAGCUACUGCUUGUUGAGGUUCAAGAAAGCAUUGGUGAUCGACAUCUUUUUCAGUUACGUAAAGAUGAAGCAAAGCGUUUCUUUCGUAAGGCUCUCAACUCACUGGAACAUAUUAUAGAAGAAGAGACUUAUGACAACAUCAAACCAAUCCUUGAGACAAAAGGUCGGUUACUAACUCGGAUUGGUAGCAUGGCAGUCCAUGAUAGACAUAUUGAGGAAGCAGAAGAGAUCUUAAUGGAAGCCAGUCAGUGUAUGAAACAAGCUAACAGUGUAGCAGGCAUAGCUACAGCACAGUUCAAUCUAGGAUUUCUCAAGAUGAAGGUAGAAGAUUAUCAGUCAGCUGAGUCUUGUCUACUUGAGGCCUUACAGACUAGAGAGAGAUGGUAUGGCUCAGCACAUCCACUGGUAGCUGAAGUACUCAAUGAAUUAGCUGGACUUCUAUGUAGAUAUGACAAUGAGAUUAGUUAUGACAGAAUAAAGGCUGAAGUGUAUUAUAGGAGAGCAUUGAAGAUUCGUCAAGACGCACUUGGGAAGGAUCAUCUUCUGGUAGCAACCACCCUCUUUCAUUUAGGGAAACUUUUAAGAGAUGAUGGGAGUUUCCAGAGCAAGAAAGAAGCCCUAGAGCUGAUGAGUAGAGCACUGGAUAUCCGUACCACCAAGUUUGGAGCUCACCAUAAACUCACCUAUGCUAUUCGCAACUCAGUCAAAGGAUUACGAAAAGAACUGGAUAGGGGAGACUAUGACCGAGCUCCAGUCAAGCCUCCAGACAAGAGAACAAAGAAUAAUCUUAGGAGUAACUUGAGCUGGCGGGAGCAAGAUCUCUUAAGUGUUGGAGGGAGGAGUGGUUCACCAAGCCGUAGGGGUUCUAGUUACAAUGGAAGUAAUAGCCCAAGAAGUAUUGACAGAAGUCCUUCUCCACGACCAGGCAGUAGGUAUGGAGGAAGUGUUCGACAUGGAAGUAUGCAGUACAAUAGUCAAAACAAAGAGAGAGGUAAUGGAGGAGGAAUUCGCAGGGAUAGAGCUCAGAGCUCACCACAACUGAAAUACAACGGAAGAUCUAGCUCCGGUUCUCCUCAAAAUAGAUCAGCUAAUAGGAAAGUACAUUCAGCUGCGACUGGAACUCAGCAGAAAGACUGUAGACCAUCUAGUUCAUCUUCUUCAUCCUCGUCUUCCUACAAGGGACCUACUUUAAAAGCCAAGUACCUGUACAAUGGCCGUCCUGAUGCAAGAGAAGAUGGUGUGUCCUUUGCAGAAGGCCAUACUGUACUAGGAAACAGUGAGAUGAGUGAUGAAACAUGCAGCAAAAUCAAUGGCAUCAAAGAGAAUAAUCAACCAAGGCAAGGAAAUGGACGUACAUAUUCGUCUGUCAGUAGCUCUACGUGGGACAGAGGACCUAAGAGUUUAGGUAGUGAAAUGUCCGGUACUGGUCACAGACGUGAUAUUCCAUCUCCAUACGAUAGUAACCUCCAUGGUCCAAACAGUAAUAUUACUUCACUUCUUGGAGAGCCAGCAGUACCUCGUUCUAAUACCGUUGAUCCCCUGCAUGAUGCUGCAUUUUAUCAUGGGCCCGGUAGGUAUCCUAAGGAUCAGAGAGAUUUCUAUCCACCAAGAAGACAUCAACAAAGGCCAAAUAGCCACAAACUACCUUUGCUUAAUCCUACCAACCAGGUUGAAAAAUAAAUUAAUAAUGCAUGUUAGGAUUCAUAUGAUAUCUGAAUAUGAUACUGGAAUUUGCUAGGUUGGAUGUGAUUUGCAAUGAAGUAAGAGGAGAUAUUAUAGAAAGUUGGGGGAGAUAAUGAUUCUCAAGACAUUAUAUUCUCGUAUUACACCAAUCACAUUAUAAAUAAAUAUCUCUUAAAAAUAUCAAUUAAAAUUGUAUUUGAGAUGACAAGAAAAGGCAAUAAUUCUUUCUUGAAAUUGGGGCGUCAUAUCAGAGAUAGGACUCUAAACUAGAUGAGAUGAUUUUGAUAAAUGCAGGUGCCUUUAAAGUAUAUAUCUUUCAAAUGAAACUAAAUAAUGAAGCUUAUAUUAUCAGAGAACAUAUAUUUCUAAUUCUUCAUGAAAAAAUAUUUAAAACACAAUGUCAAGCAGCUGAAAAUGAUGAAUUACUUUUGUUGGCCAUUUCUUGAGAAUUAAUAGAUCAUGUGUAACAUUUAUAUUUGUUUUAUUUUGUUUGAAAUAGAAAGUAACCGGUUCUCAGGAAUUUAUAUGAAAUUUCUGCUGCCAUAUAAAUCAGAGAAACUGUUUUAUAUUUUAAACUAAAUAUCCCUUUUCCAUUAAUUUUUUAAUUUUAUAAUUGUGAAGCUGAUUAGAUUUAUAUAAUUCAGAUAUGAAUGUUUUUAUAUCAUCCAUAUUUGUGAUGUUUUUAUACAGAAUCAAGCCAUACAAUCCUAUGUGUGAUGUCAAAAGAAAUCUGCCAAAAUGAAGAUUUAUAUGCAUAUUAUAUUUUUUGAUAUUUCUAUUAACAUUUUGUUAUUUGUUGUGAUUGCAGUGAUGUUUAUUUUUUAAUGAAAUAUAAAGGUAACUUAAGAUUUGAUAUUUUCAUGUGUGAAUAUACUAACUAACCUUUGAUAGUCUAUGUUUAGACUAUGCUACUUGAUGGAAGAAGAGGAGUAAAACAAUAAUAGUGCCGAAUAUCACUCUACAAAUCAGGGCGUCUGUCACAGACAUGGGUAUACUAACCACAUAUUUAAUGUAAUCAUGAUUUCUGACAAGGAAAAUACACAAUUUAUAUAUGUAUAUUGUAUGCUAAUGUUUAUGUUGCUUAACUGAUGAUAAUCUAGCAACUUGUCCCACGAGAAAUCUAUCCCUCUCCUUUCCCAAUAUAGCUAUGUAUGUACAAGCAAAUGUUCAUAAAUUGAGAUUGUUUCAAUGAUAUCAACCCAAGACCCAAACCAGUUGUCUUUCUGAAAUUAUUGCCAAGAGUAUGUCUUAAUAUAUCUAUCACAUAUUGUCUAUCCAAACUGUUGAUAUUCUUGUGUUUGAUAAUCAAGUAAAAAUUAGCAUUUAUUCAGUGUAUUAUUGAGUGUAUAAAAUUGCAUAUCAUAUGAAAAUUAUGUUGAAGUGAUACAAAUGAGGGAUGUGAUUAUGACUUAGGUUACUUUUCACAUAUCCAUUGGGAUGACACAGUAAGACAAAUUGUAUUUCAUUAAAAUCUCCUGAUGGUUUCUGUUCAAGUAUUAAUAUUUAUGAAACAGGAUGUUCAGAACCCCCCC